Alosa sapidissima (American shad) is the source of this 2058-nucleotide messenger RNA. It is a transcript of the gene uck1, whose product is annotated as uridine-cytidine kinase 1. Gene Ontology annotation, molecular function: ATP binding; kinase activity. Lineage: Eukaryota; Metazoa; Chordata; Actinopteri; Clupeiformes; Clupeidae. The transcript has 7 exons. The coding region runs from base 276 to 1118 and encodes 280 amino acids. The record is from RefSeq and is a predicted model, not a curated record. Gene Ontology annotation, cellular component: cytosol; cytoplasm.
AACACUUGGGUGACGUGCUGCAUGAUGUCUUGACAGCUACUUACUGAGCAUGCGCAGUACAUAGUAAACGGAAAACAUUCCCGGUGCAGCUCUUCCUCGGGGUCUGGUUGGCCUUAUAGUGGCUGAAAGUGGCACAAAGGCCUUUAUCGGUUCACUUGUCCGAUAAACGGAGGACAGGAUAUAUCUCGCUUUGUAGUUAGACUUAUUUAACAGUCACGCGAAGCAGGAAGUAACGUUAGGUAUUUGGUUGUUUACUGUGACAUUAGCUAGCUGUCAUGACUUCCACGGGGACGCUGAUAGACACGCAACGGCCAAGACACCGACCUUUCCUGAUCGGUGUCAGCGGAGGAACAGCCAGUGGCAAGUCCACUGUAUGUGCUAAGAUCAUGGAGCUGCUGGGUCAGAACGAAGUAGACCAGCGUCAGAGGAAGGUGGCUAUCGUCAGCCAGGACAGCUUCUACCGUGUGCUCACCCCAGAACAGAAGGCCAAAGCGCUGAAGGGCCAGUACAACUUUGACCACCCAGAUGCAUUUGACAACGAGUUGAUGUAUCAGACUCUGAAGGACAUAGUGGAGGGAAAAGUGGUGGAGGUUCCCACGUAUGACUUUGUCACUCAUUCCAGAUUACCGGAGAGGAUAACAGUGUACCAUGCAGACGUGGUUCUGUUUGAGGGGAUCCUGGUCUUCUACCAUCAGCACAUCAGAGACAUGUUCCACAUGAAGCUCUUCGUAGACACAGACUCUGAUGUCAGGCUGUCUCGGCGAGUUCUCAGGGAUAUGAAGAGAGGUCGUGACCUGGAGCAGAUCCUGUCUCAGUACACUACCUUUGUCAAACCUGCCUUUGAGGAGUUUUGCCUUCCUACUAAGAAGUAUGCUGAUGUCAUCAUUCCACGUGGAGUGGACAACAUGGUGGCCAUUAAUCUCAUUGUCCAGCACAUUCAGGACAUCCUGACCGGCGACCUCUGUAAGUGGCAGAGGGGCGGGGUCAAUGGCCACAGUCACGGACGGGGCUUCAAGCGGGGCAUCCCGGAGGACGACGUGCCCAACGGAGCCAGCACCGCACUCCCACACACACCCAGCAAACGGCCCUUACUGGAGCCCAGCACACGGCCACACUGAGGAGCAUGCAAGCACGCACACACACACACACACACACACACACACACACACCCACACACACACACACACGCGCACACUCACACACACACACACACAGAGACGCUGUCCACUGGUAGAGCCUAGGACAGGGUUAAAUUGGGGGGUAAAAACACGCCCACAUGCACAAACACACACACACACACACACACCUGAAUGCCUGUUACUUGAGCUUAGUAAAUAAACCUAGUAAUCCACAUUCAUUCAUUUACCUCACUGCAUCUACCAGUACCAAAAUCACGGAAUCUAUCAUCACAAAUUGGUUACUCUCAUCUGAAAAUCACUCUUCUUCCGAACUGUAUGUCACGCUUAGAAAAAAAAUACGCACACAGUAAGGUGUGACGAGGCCUGUUAUAAGACAAGGCUGUCUCUCCAGUGUGAGGAGGCGUUUUGUAAAUGUUGCUGAUAUGGCUUCCUGUGAAUGUUUGUGUAAGUGGAUCACUACCUGAACCUGCCAGGGGUGUCCAGUCUUUUACAUGGAAUCCUACUGAAUCUCCUCUGCUCUCGAGCCUUUCUCAUCUGGCCAUAGCAGUCGAAUGAAUAAGCCAGGAAGAACAUCGGGCCCUGGUGCAAAGCACUGAUGUAUAAAACAUAAGAUAAGCUUGUGUGGAGGGUCGGGAAGGCGAGCAGUACUGUUAAGCAGUAUUGUUUUUUUUAUCCGCUCUGAGGCUGCUAGAUAGGAUUUUAACAGGGUUUUUAAAAUUCUGAGCUGUCUGUUUUCUCAAAUGAGUUGUUUUAAAUGUAUUUUUUUUUUUUGUGAAAAUGUUUUGUCUUGUCAUAAUUAUAUACAAGCUAAAGUAAAUUAAGAUAUUAAUUGUACAGUCUUCCAAUGGAAAAUCCAUGUGAUUGAUUGUCCAGUUUUUUAAUUAAAACAUUUCCAUUCUUUUUAAUAUAUUCACACAAU